AUGGCAAUUAAUAUGUGUGCCUCUCAGGAUUUCUUGCAAGCGUGCAACUACGAUGCCGUGAAAUGUUGUGUGGCACUGAACAAUAAGAUAGUAGAAGAUGUUAUGGCCAAGUUGCGUGACGGAAGUCGAGUGGACACAAAGCGUUGUGCCACAGAUGCUUUGCCACGUAGUAACAUGCGAGACCAUGUUAUUUAUGAUAUACCGGGCUAUCAAGAAACAUCCAAUCCAGAUUAUCUCAGCUACGCAAAUGCAACAAAUAUCAAUACGACAGAUCGUCAAGAAAUUCGGUCUGAAAAUAGUGAUACCUUUGACGAGGACGAAAUACCACCGAAUGAUAUAAGAUCACCUGAAUCAGGUUACAAUGUCCCUGGUGAGCGUAUCGCUACUUCGGAUCUGCCAGAGCAUCUGUUGAUCCUGUCACCAAGGCGUAACGAAGCCACUCCAUAUGCUUCUUCAGAAUGGCCUAAAAUAAGUAAUGACUCCGCUAAUGUGUAUGCUUCUACGUUGUCUCUACCGAAGCCUUCAGUUCACGAAACAAAAGUGCAAGAUGCAUAUCGUCAAAUUAGUACCUCAGCAUCACGUUCGAGGGCUCAGUCAAAUUCCACCGAUCGUAACUCUAAGCCUCAUGAAAGCUUUCACACCACUAGCGAACCUGCUAGUAUGAACUCGAAUUCGCAGGUAAAUUUUUUCGAGGAUCUUCACUUUGACCCUGCUGCCCGUUUCCCCUGGACCAGCACAGUCUACCAAGCCUUCUGCCCAAUCCCUGCAAACGCUUUAUUGUCAACACCAAGCAGUCAAUUUCUUCACCCUAGUACCUGUCUGCGUGAUGCAAAUUAUUCGUCCAAUGCCUCCUCCCCAUAUACCGAACAAAAACAAAAAUCAGUAACCUGGCGUCAGGUCUACCUUCCGUAG
Molecule: messenger RNA, 912 nt
Organism: Echinococcus granulosus
Lineage: Eukaryota; Metazoa; Platyhelminthes; Cestoda; Cyclophyllidea; Taeniidae
Exons: 14
Coding region: 1-912 (303 amino acids)
Source: RefSeq, a predicted model, not a curated record